CUGCCUUGCGCAACAUGCGCGCCGCCUGCCUCGCCUUACUCUCGGUGGUCGCAGCGCUGCACAAGCGGACGCCGCAGCACAUGAUGCACGUCCAGCAGCAAUACAAGGUCUGCUCGGUAGACGCCGACUGCGGCACCGGGUACACCUGCGCGCCUGCCGACGCGGGUGCCAUCUUCAACCUCUGCCAGCGCACGACCGCGACCGAGGUCGCCAUAGUGUCGGCCCCGCGCAACACCACCAGCGCGGCCAACGUAGCACGCGCCGCGCCAUGGCUCGUACUUCCAAACGUUCGUGUCACGGGAAAGACCAUAAAGUCAGUACCCAAUGUGACGCUGCUCGACGAGUGCACGAAGCUCUGUGCUGCAGAACCCAAGUGUUAUGCCGUCGCCUUCAACACCUCGUCGUGGCCCGCCAGCACGUGCGAGCUAAAGCCGUCGCCGCUGACGUUGUCGACCAGCGCCACCAGCUUUCUCUCUGCGACCAGUUACCCCGCGAGCUACACGUGCACCGCCGGCGCCACCUAUGGUGGACGCGACGCCUUCAAUGCGUCGGGCAGCUUGCAAGACUGCUUCAAUAUGUGCAGCUCCAAAGCAUCAACGUGCAGCGGUUUCUCGUGGGCCCGAGACCCGACACCAGGCGCUGUGCUUGGGCGCUGCUCUAUGAAAGAAAUGUCGUCCGGAUCCGAGGCCGUCUCGAGCAAUGCAACGUGGGUGUCGUGCAAGCGAGCGACAUGAGCCAUGAUCGAGCUACUUCAACAGUACUAAUAACCAGUACUUGCCAUCACGCC
This is a messenger RNA of Saprolegnia diclina VS20, 787 nucleotides long. RefSeq lists its product as hypothetical. The transcript has a single exon. Lineage: Eukaryota; Oomycota; Saprolegniomycetes; Saprolegniales; Saprolegniaceae. Bases 15 to 734 code for a protein of 239 amino acids. The record is from RefSeq and is a predicted model, not a curated record.